UUUCUUCCAAUGAGUCCUGACAAAAAGUUAACCAAACGUGAAAAGAAAGCCCAAGCAUUUAAGAAGCGUGCGAAAAAGAAUCAAGAGAUCACAGAAGAAAAUGCAAUUCCUCAGCCUGAUGAAGUUCCCGAGAUCGAGCAACCACAGAGUGAUCGUAAGCGAAAGGCCGUUGAUUCUCAAGAGGCAGUAACUAUUGACGUGCCAGCUGAAGAUAAAGAACCUGUAAAGAAAAAGAGUAAAAAGAGUGAAGAUAGCAAUAAGCAUGCGGAUUCUCGAUAUAUUGUAUUUGUUGGCAACUUACCCUUCACGACGACCAAAGAAGACCUUCAAAAGCACUUUUCAACUAUUGAAAAAAUCAAGUCGAUUCGUUUACUGACUGAUAAAGCAACGGGGAAGCCAAAAGGAUUUGCAUUCAUGGAAUUUGAAAACGCAAAAGAUAUGAAUAAAGCAUUAGCUUUUCAUCAUACAUUCUUCAAAAAGAGACAAAUCAAUGUGGAAUUGACUGCCGGUGGAGGAGGAAGUAAGAGUGAUGCACGUAAAGAAAAGUUAAAGGAAAAGAAUAAGCGAUUAGCAGAAGAAAGAGCCAAAAAGCACGAAAAAAUAAAGGGUAAAAAUGUUCAACAAUCCUCUUAUAAACUAGAUGAUGAUGAAUAAAUCAGAGAAAUGAAUGAAUAUUCCCCUCCUCUAAGCAAGAGAAAAAAAAAAGAGAGAAAGAAAACGAUUUGCAUAAGCUUAAAUUGUAAAUAAACAUAGAAUAACACUUCAAAGCCUUGUAUCCACAAGUACGCAAAGAGAAGCAUUGACAGUUAGUGCAGUAAUUACCAACGUUGCUUUAUAUGAAAGCUGU
Messenger RNA from Rhizopus microsporus ATCC 52813, 847 nucleotides. RefSeq lists its product as uncharacterized. The coding region runs from base 10 to 654 and encodes 214 amino acids. The transcript is spliced from 3 exons. Gene Ontology annotation, molecular function: RNA binding. The record is from RefSeq and is a predicted model, not a curated record. NCBI's taxonomy places the organism in Eukaryota, Fungi, Mucoromycota, Mucoromycetes, Mucorales, Rhizopodaceae.